Molecule: messenger RNA, 864 nt
Organism: Medioppia subpectinata
Lineage: Eukaryota; Metazoa; Arthropoda; Arachnida; Sarcoptiformes; Oppiidae
Source: the annotation of a GenBank genome assembly
GGUAAUAGUCUAUACAACAAUUAUAAUAAACGUGAUAAAAGUGCUCAACACAUACGUGUAAAUCACGUAAAACUACACAACAAAACAUCGGAAAUACAGUCAAAGCCGAGAAUAUUCUGUAUGAUAACCACGACAUACGCCAACCACGAGUCCAAAGCCAUACACGUGCGCAACACUUGGGCCAAACGGUGCGAUCGGCACCUCUUUCUCAGCUCCCGAGACAACGCGAGUCUACCGGCCGUACGGCUGUGCGAUACCGACGAUAGGCCUCACCUCUGGUGCAAAACUAAAGAAGGUAUGCGGUACAUAUACGAUAAAUACAUAGAUGAUUACGACUGGUUCCUAAAAGCGGAUGAUGAUUCCUACGUGAUCAUGGAGAAUUUACGCCAUUUUUUAGCUCAACACCAGCCUCACGAGCCCCUGUACUUUGGCUGCAAACUACAGUACCGGGACGUGGUAUACAUGAGCGGUGGGGCCGGCUAUGUGCUGAGCCGGGCCGCUGUCAGACAGUUUGUUACGGCCGGUAUCGGUAAUUUUACCGACAGUAGUCAGUGUUUGGCUGGAACUGACACCGGUGUCGAGGACCUGGAAAUGGGCAAAUGUUUGCAGCAUAUUGGUGUUACUGCAGGUGAUAGUCGUGAUGAUAGCCAAAUGGCCCGUUUCCUGCCCUUUGAUCCGAUGCAUAUGGUUUUGCCUAACAUUGAUAUUAACCAAAUCGCCCCCUGGUUUAAGUCCUACAGUGUAUACCCGCACCGGUCGGGCCCCGGGUGUUGCAGUCCAACACUCAUAUCGUUUCAUUACGUGCCAAUAAAUAUAAUGUAUUUAAUGGACUUUUUAUUAUACCAUGUUAAUGUUAUGCGAUAG